AUGGGCCCUGGGCUGGGCGAUUCUGGGCUUGUGCACCUGCAGUUCUGCGGACUUCCUAAGAGCCAACGCCGAGGAUCGAUCAGGAACUUCUUCCCUAUGGAGAUGCCAAGGACCCGGCACUGGGAGGCGACUGCGGGGAACUGCCACUCGGCGCUGCUGCAGUGCGCAAACUUAGUCUUUCAGGGCAGCGCUGAGUGGCGCAAGCGACUUGGUGAGGCGGAGUCUCCUGCCGCGCUGGCGCAGUAUGGCAGGGAUCAAGUGCCCGCGCUUCUGGAGCAAGCGUCUGGGAUUGCUGGCAAGGUGGACCGCCGGGCUUUGCAGCGCCUCUUCGGCCUCAGUAUGCUUGCAUCUUCCAGCUUGGAACAGCUGCCGGGCGACAUCUACCUGCGCCUGUUGGGCCGCUACAAAGAUGUUCAGGCCACCAGCCUGUGCCAGCUGCUGUUGAAGGGCUCAGUGCCGGAGCGGGUGCGCGAGCUGCUGCCGAAGAUGGUCCCGCCCUUGGUGCUGAAGCAAUCCAUGGAGGGCAUCCAGGAUCUCAUGAUGCUCCUGGAUGAGGAGUCCAUUCCAUCCUUCUUCACCCCUUUGCUCCCCUAUGUGCUCAGCGACAUCGCGGAAGAACCGGCGAUUCGCCUCACCGGGGCCUUGACAUUUAUCAUGGAGAAGGUCUACGACUGCAAGGUCACCAUGAACAGUCUCUACGAUGCCAACUUGGGCAAGGUCCUGGUGCGCAUCCUCUGGAACUCCAGUUCAAGGUCUCCAGAUGCCGCUUUGCGCCAUGCCUCUGCCACGCUCGACCGCAUUGCGGAGGUUUUGCGCGGCCGUCAGGACAAGAAGCGUUCUGCGCCGGAAGCUCCCGCCGACAAGAAGCGCCGAAAGGGCGACAAGAGCGUCAUCGACGUGAACGAAGCCUCCCGGGCAGGCGUCAGCUCCGAAGCACUGGGCCUGGCAGAGCGGGGCUUUCUGCACGCCUUGGACAUUUUGCAGAUCGUCGCAUCCGAGCGCCAGGAAAACCCCAAGUGGCAGGACGUAUCACCAUCUCAUGAAAGAUCCAUCUCAGGCUCUGGACCAUGGUCGCUUCUUCCGCUCUGCCGCGCUGCUGCUGGAGAGAUCUUGGGUGACGAGGUGCAUCGCUUCGCCCCGAAGGUCCUCGAGUUUCUGCAGUGCUCGAGCCAUGCUGAGAGCCUGAAAUGCUGGCGCCCCUUCCUGCGGGCGGGCGCUGUGCGCCUGCGGGCGCUGGUGCCAGCAGUGGUCAGCGACUUGCUGCACCUGGGCCAGCGCAUGAAAGAGUUGGACCUGGGCAAACCGCACCAGGAGUCGCUGGAGCUGGUCUCCAGCUUGGUGCUGGAGGCGAAGGCCACUCCAGAGGUGCUGCUGUCCCUGCCGCCGCUGCCGCAAAGCCUGCAAGGCACUAGACAUCAGGUGGAGAAGAUGCUGGGCGCCAAGAGUGGCUCGCAGCGCUUCGAGGAGAUGGCCAAACACAUGGAGACCGCACCCCACCAGGCGGUGCGGCGGGCCAUCCUCGAAGGCCUGCAGCACCUCCUCACGCAGCAGCGCCAGGCGUCGCCGAACCCGAUUGCGCAGCUGCCGGGCGCCACCCUGACACGGCUCAUGCGCGCCGUGCUGAAGUUUCUCCUGGAAUCCUCGGCCUCUCCAGGCAACCAGCUGCUCUGCGGCCAAGUCCUGGGCGCUUUGGGCGCCAUCGACCCCGCCCGCUUCGCCGGGCAGGUGCUGGUGGAACGCCACAACAGCAAGGAUCACCGCUCACCCAAAGGAGACGAGGAGCUCGCCAAGUCCGUGCUGGAGGACUUCCUGGCACCGCAGCUCACGCGGAGCGCCUUCGCCUUCGCAGCCCAGGAGAUCUUUAAGGUCCUCAAGAAGAGCGGCAAGGACCAUUCUGUCCUGGCCAAGAUCCCGCGGGAGGAUGUCCGGGAGGCCCUACGGCCUUAUAUGACCAGUGAGUACCAGAGCCUCAGCGGAGUGCUGAGCCAGGGACCUCCCAGCCUGGAAGGUGCCCUGGCGGAGGUGCCUUCGCUUCUGCCGCCCGACCGCAGGCCUCUCUUUGAGGCUUGCCUGCCGCCGGUCGCGGCCAGCCCUGCGCUGGCGCAGUUCCUGCUGCACCACGUGGCGCUGCCGGACCUGCUGCACCACGCGGAAGUGCCCCGCUUGAAGCUUUGGGCCCAGAACUUGGCGAAGCUCCUCAACUUCCAAGGAGAUGCUGACAGCAAGCAGUCCACCACGGCGCAAGCGGUGUUCUCUCUGCUCGACGACCUUUUCCACCGACAGGAGCAAGUCAGAUCCAUGCCAUCCGUGCGCCCGGGAGACGAAAUGUGGAAGACGCGGCAGAAUGACCGGCUCAUGGCGCUGGUGGAGCCGUUUUCCAACCGCCUGGUGCUGACCUGCGCCAUGCGCUGCGGCGCCCACGCGCGGUCCCUGCAGUUCCUGGAGAUGGAGCUCAUCGAACAGGCGAGUGCGAAGAAGAUGAACAUUUUCGACGAAGGUCGGCUGGAGGAGUCGGACUGUGAGCUGCUGCAGACCAUCUACCGGGAGCUGGGCGAGCCGGAUGGCGUGGUGGGUGCCAUCCGCAUAGGUCCCAGUGCAAGGAUCAGAACCGCAGAGUUGGAGCUGAAGGGGAAGUGGUCUGAGGUCCAGGGCCUCUGCGAGCAGCGCGCCUUGGUGCCCAGCGAGCGCCCGGAGGCGCUCUGCGGCCUGGUGGACUGCGCCCAGGCCAUGCGCCGCUUCGAAAGCUCGCUGCAGCUGAUCCGAGGCAUCGAGCAGGAGACCUGCCGCAGCUGA
This is a messenger RNA of Effrenium voratum, 2793 nucleotides long. The record is from the annotation of a GenBank genome assembly. Lineage: Eukaryota; Dinophyceae; Suessiales; Symbiodiniaceae.